Molecule: messenger RNA, 3222 nt
Organism: Penicillium pulvis
Lineage: Eukaryota; Fungi; Ascomycota; Eurotiomycetes; Eurotiales; Aspergillaceae
Product: ankyrin repeat domain-containing protein
Exons: 4
Coding region: 1-3222 (1073 amino acids)
Molecular function (GO): ATP hydrolysis activity; protein binding
Source: RefSeq, a predicted model, not a curated record
AUGAGUUUCGGCAUUGGCGUGGGGGAUGUUCUCGCGACUCUCAAACUCGCCGAUGAAUUGAAAAAGCGGUUCGCGCAAGCUCCCAGUGAGUUCAAAGCUAUUUUUGGAGAAAUUAAAAGUCUGUGGGCCGUCCUUCACGAUCUCAAUGAUAUUCCAAAAGAGGGCCUCAGUGUGCACCAGAGGAGCGAGAUGGAAUCAAUUGUUCAAAAAGGGCGCGAGGUGCUUUUAGAAAUUGAAGACAAGCUGAGCAAAUACAAUGUCCUUGCAUUUAAGACUUCGAGCUGGAAGAGCAAUGCUCUUCGGGCAUGGAGCCGAAUCAAGUGGGACCCCGCUGAAGUCAACAGCUUGCGGAAUCGCAUUAUGUCUUGCAUUUCCCUUUUCAAUUUGGUUAUGGGGAACAUUAAUCAGGAUCUGACCCUGGAGAUUGGUGCGGAGGUCCGUUCCAUAAAGGGCAAUCAGGACGCUCAGCUACGCAAUGAAAUGCUCGCAUUCAUUUAUCCGAUCGACCCCUCGGAGCGACAGCGCAAAAUACUCAACAUGCGGCAUGAAGGCGCAGGGAAAUGGCUACUAGAAAGUAAGGAGUUCCUCCUCUGGGUCGCCAAUGAAAAGAAGAAGGCUUUUAUGCUCUGCACUGGAGUUCCCGGGGCUGGCAAGACGGUUCUUGCUUCUAUCAUCAUUGACCAUCUUGAGAAAAAGUAUGCCAACGACGAGAGUAUUGCGGUUACUUAUCUAUACUUCGACUAUCGGCAGCGUAUUGAAUUUCCGGACCUCCUUUCUAGUCUCCUCAGACAAUUGCUCCAGGGCAAUCCGGGACUGGAUGGAAUCAUCGCUGACUUGAACUUCCGACGCCGACACAAUCCUAGUCGUCUUUCUGAAACAGAACUUAAACAGGAACUUGAAAUGGCGAUAUCUCAGUGCAGUGAGGUGUUCUUUCUCAUUGACGCGCUGGAUGAAUGCUUGGAUGUUCGUGUACGACGUCAAUUCCUCAUCUGGAUUCGACACCUUCUCAAUUCCAACGGCCAUACGAAGAUUAAGGUCCUUGCCACCACGCGGCACGAGGAUCAAUUUGGCCAGUCCUGCUUCAGCAAUGAUCUCAACUUGGAAAUCAAAGCUAGCAGAGAAGAUGUGGCAAGCUUUCUCGAUGCAAGCCUGGAUUAUCUCCCGCCGUUCAUUCAGAGGAAGCCCGAGCUCUGGCAAUAUAUUCGUAAUCAGAUCAUUGAAUCCGCUGGGGGAAUGUUUUUACUUGCCCGUCUCUAUUUGAAUCUACUAUUGGAUGAAAAGAAUGAGAAAAGAGUUCGAACACUAGGCAGCCAGCUCAAAUCUGGCUCAGGGGCAUACGAUCAUGCAUAUAACGAGACCAUGAAAAGGAUCGAGCAGCAAAGCCCGUUUUCUCAAGACCUUGCCAAGAGGAUACUAGGAUGGGUUACGUUUUCGGCACGACCACUUACCGCUGUCGAGCUGCAAGAUGCUAUUGCGAUCGAAAUUGGAGAGCCUGAGUUCGACGAAAUGAACAUAACAGAUAUUGGGGAGAUGAUCUCUGUCUGCUCCGGUUUGGUCGUCCUAGAUGAAACGAGCAACAUCGUUAAGCUUGGGCAUUUUACAGCUCAAGAGUAUCUGAAGCGCACGUCAAAGUCUUGGUUCACCGAUGUUAAUGAAUUCCUCACGAAUUCAUGUAUUACAUAUCUGUCGUUCAACUCUUUCGAUGAUUCUUAUUUGGCCCAAGGCGUCCCUCAAGUGCAACGAAAGGAGUUUCCGUUCUACCAAUAUUCGGCUCAUGAGCUAGGGACCCAUCUCCGUCAGAGCCUUGGCAAUGGCUCUCUCCUCUCUGCGUUUAUCAGAAACGACGCCAAGGCUUCUCGAUGCAUGCGAGAAAUGUUUGGUCUGUCAGGAACCAAAUGCAGCUUCAUGGGGCUACACCUUGCCUCACUAUUUGGACUUGAACAUGUCGUGGAGGGAUCCUCCCACUCUGGCAGCGAUCUCAAUGUCUGGGACUACCUUGGCCGCACACCUCUUACAUGGGCUGCAGCAUCUGGCAACGAGACAGUAGCUAGACUUCUACUUGCCCGGGGAGCCGAUCCUAACUCUGCUACACAAGAGAACUUUACCCCACUUUUCUACGCUGCAGCCUACGGUCAUGCCGAGGUCGUUGGACUUUUGAUCGAGGGGGGUGCCAAUGUCAAUUUUGAAAACAAAAGCAACGACACUCCGAUCUUCUUCGCUGCGAAAGGUGGCGGUGAAAUCCGAUUCGAUUCUAGGUCGCUAUUCAGCGUGGGUGAUCAUGCAUUGGUUAUAAAUUUGCUGCUCAGCGCGGGUGCUAAUCUUGACCACGCAAACAAUGGUCGUGAAACCCCCUUAUAUGCCGCAGCGGAGAAUGGCCAUGAGGCGGCUGUUGAAUUGCUAAUUGAGAGGAAAGCCAACAUCAACUCAUACCCUGCUCCUCUGGCCGCCGCAGCACAAAAAGGCCAUGUCAAAAUCACCAAACUACUCCUGGAAAGCGGUGCCAACACUCCAUUCUGUACUGGGGAUACAAACCUGCCGCGCUACUUUUAUGCGCUUUCUGGGUUAUCGAAUUCGAUUUUAUGUGACGAUGAAAGCUCUUUGGCAGUAGUACUUCGAGAAUGGUGUAAACCAAACUUUCAAGAUGAGUUUGGGCGAUUGCCAUUACACUGGGCAGCUUCACGAGGCGACAUCACUCUGGUACAGCGCAUUUUGAAUGCCGGAUGCACCCCGAAUCCCAAGGAUAAAUUUGGUAGAACACCACUAUUUGCGGCCGCUUGCAGGGAUAGAGUAAACGUGGUGAAAGUAUUGCUCGAACACCCCGACAUCGAGACCCAAGGUGAGGAUAAAUUGGGACUUACCCCCCUUCAAGAGUCAUUCAGAAGACAAAAGUCCUCUAGUAUACCCAGGUUCCUCUCAGGAUUCCCAGGAAGGGACAUUGCAGGACCUUUUGACAAGGUUGUCGAUCUUCUGAAAGUCAAGACUGGACUGCAAGAGGACUGUCUGCCCCAUCUCAUCCCUCCCUCGGCUUACAGCCAUUCUCUUCCUCAGGCUGCUUUCCGUGGACAUUGUGAUGUCUGUCUUAACAAAUUGGCAUACAGCUCACGGCAUUGUAAGAGCUGCAACAUGAUCACUAAGGACACCGCUUCUGGAUGCACUGUUGUGUACUGUCAUGUCUGCGUUCAGGGGAUAAAUGACUGUCCUCUUUGUGGGCAACCAUUUUGA